This is a messenger RNA of Felis catus (domestic cat), 1448 nucleotides long. RefSeq names its product collagen alpha-1(III) chain-like. The record is from RefSeq and is a predicted model, not a curated record. The coding region runs from base 1 to 672 and encodes 223 amino acids. The transcript has 3 exons. Lineage: Eukaryota; Metazoa; Chordata; Mammalia; Carnivora; Felidae.
AUGGCUGCAGAGCGCGGGCCAGCCGGCCCGGCGCCCGCUGUCGGCCCCGCGUGGCGCUCCCCGCCAGGCUGUCAGCGCGCGGGACCGACCCCACACCGCCCGGGGAGCGCGGGGAGCGCGGGGAGCGCGGGCGCUCGGGCCGGGCCGGGAGGGGGUGCGCGCGGCCGGCCCGGCCCAGCCCCCGGCUCCGAAAACCUGUGCGGGGCACCCCGAGAGAAGGCGGGAGGUGGGCCGGGCGUGCCGAGCCGCCCGCGCCUCCUCCUGCCCCGCGGCCCCGGAGUCUCGCGGGCACCGACCUGCCAGCCGUCUCUCCCGGACGUUCUUCCACAGCAGAUCCCAGGCUCUGGCCGUGGAGUCCCGCAACUGCUCGCUGAUGGACCGCCUGAGCUGCGUUGGGAAGGGCUUCCGUUUGCUGGUCAUUUUAGAUCCGUCCUCAUAACGACCAGCGAGCGGGCUCGCCACCGCCACUCCCGCGUGGCCCGCAACUCAGACUCCCGGAGACCCGAGACGCCCGGCGCGGGACUCCCGCUGGAGUCCCGGGACCCGCCGCGGGCGCGACAUGGGUCCGCCGCCGUCCCGCGCUGGGGGCUCCUCCGCGCGCGCGGGCCGAGAUGCGCCGCCCGCCCCGAGCCGAGCAAGUUUCAGAAGCCACCACCAUCACCACCACCGUAACACAAAUUUUAAACUAUGCCACAGCUGGUGCCAUUAUAACUCAUCGGAGUUUUCCUGAACUCAAGUCACUUGACGUCAGCUAUUCAGUUUGGCUAACAUUCUUCUGGAGUUGGAUAUGGGUGUUCUCGGGUUUUAUGUUAAUCUCUCCUCAUUUCAUCAAUGAAAUGAUUAUCUGGCUGCAUGCAACCAGCCAUCAAAUUAAGUGAUUUAAAAAGUCAAGGGACGCCUGGGCGGCUCAGCCGGUUGAGGGUCUGACUUCAGCUCAGGUCAUGAUCUCGUGGUUGGUGGGUUCGAGCCCCGCGUUGGGCUCUGUGCUGACAGCCCGGAGCCUGCUUCGGAUUCUGUGUCUCCUUCUCUCUCUGCCCCUCCCCCACUCAUGCACUGUCUCACUCUCUCUCAAAAAUAAAUAAAUGUAAAAAAAAAUUUUUUUUAAGUCAAAAUAUUACAGCCACUGCGUUGGAGGAAAAUUAACUUGCAAAUAUUGAGGUCAAACCGCUAGGAACCUACAUUAAACAGAUUUACAUAUCUUGGCAUUUAAAUCUGCAUGCAGUUUAAAAAGUAGGUGUUAUGAGGAAGUGAGAUACGAAAAUUGAACACUUUUAAGGUAUUUUAGUCAAUAACAUAAAGUAGGCUUAUUAUUAGAAAUGAACUGGUUCCGGGGCGCCUGGGUGGCGCAGUCGGUUAAGCAUCCGACUUCAGCCAGGUCACGAUCUCGCGGUCCGUGAGUUCGAGCCCCGCAUCAGGCUCUGGGCUGAUGGCUCGGAGCCUGGAGCCUG